This is a messenger RNA of Anarrhichthys ocellatus (wolf-eel), 6074 nucleotides long. RefSeq names its product histone-lysine N-methyltransferase 2D-like. The transcript has 19 exons. Gene Ontology annotation, molecular function: histone H3K4 methyltransferase activity; transcription coactivator activity. NCBI's taxonomy places the organism in Eukaryota, Metazoa, Chordata, Actinopteri, Perciformes, Anarhichadidae. Gene Ontology annotation, biological process: positive regulation of transcription by RNA polymerase II. Gene Ontology annotation, cellular component: MLL3/4 complex. Bases 406 to 6036 code for a protein of 1876 amino acids. The record is from RefSeq and is a predicted model, not a curated record.
UCUCCCUCUGGACCCGCAGAGCUCCACCAGAGUCCUGCACCAACUUACCCUGAACCCACAGGGCUAAAACAAAUUUGUCCACACUCUCACUCUAAUCGACAAAAGCUUCAGCAAAGUCUACUGCCCUCUCACCCUGAUCUUGCAGAGCUCCAGGAAAGUCCUUCACAAUCUCACCUUGAUCAUGUAAGAAUCCAGAGAGGUCUUCCAUCUCCUCACCAUCAUCCUACAGAGGUCCUGGAACACCACAACCUGUCUCAAGUUAAUCCAGCAGAGCUUCAACAAAGCCCUGCCCUUGUGACUUGCUUGCAGGCUCAGCAUAGUCCUUGUCAGCUAAGUGACACAUUUUUUAGACCUACCCAGAAUUCUACAGAGGAUCAGCUUUUGGCCACAGACUCUCAGCGUCCAAUGCAAGGUAGUCCUAUAUCUUGUAGCCUUGCACAUUCUCCGCACAGCCCUCCGUGUCAGGCAGGGCUUAGUCCUACCCUUGUUCAGCCAUGGCCUGGAGAACCUGAGCGAAGCCCUCCACCACACAGUCCUGCGCAGGGUGGCACUACACAGACACAGUGCAAUAGACCAUGUAGUCCUACUGACAUCAUCACCACACAGUCUCAGCACAGUCCCCCACAAAGACUGCAUAGUCCUCCACAGGUUGACACAUCACCUCCACAGAGUCCCACACACAAUGCUGGAUGUACACUGGACAGGGAGAGCCCUGGAUCAACCAGCCCUGCUGGGCUGCAGCGUGGGCCUGCAUGGGACUUUUGUACACUGGACCAGGACCUCUUACCAGUCUGCUGUAGGUCUACUCAGACAGUAAGAAGACACGCCUCAAUGAGGCCCAUUUCAGCUCCAUGUAGCCCAUCACCAUCCCCACUCAGAGCCACACAGUGUAGUCUGUCAAUGCCUGCUAGCCCAGUACAGGCCAACUCUACGAAGCCUUUCAAGCCUUUACAUCGUAGCCUUCUUCCUGUUGAGCUUGCUACACAGUCAAAAAUCACAAAGGAAUGCACCAAAACCAGUACCACAGAGAUGAAGUCCUUGGAGCAUAGUCCAAUUCAGCUGAGUCCUAACCUUGAUUGCCAAACACUGGAAAGUAGCCCCGCCUCUGACCUAUCCAUAAUGUCUCCUUUUGUUCACGGCACGGAUGGCAAACUCACAAACCAGAGUAGCAUGCUUAGCUCUGCCCAUUCUAGCCCCCAUCUCGGUUCUGCUAUGCCCACACCAGAAAGCCUGGGUCACAUUAGCACUUCAAUGGAACACAGUAGCCUAACUUUGCCACCUUGUGCUCAUGACAGCCCAUCACGCUAUACAGAAGCUGUUGAAGGUAAAGCCAGUCCCAUACUGUUCCAAAAUAGCUCAGCUAGUGCUAGCCCCAAACAUGCCAGUCAAACGCCUACAAGCCCCAUCAGUUCUAGUCAGGCCUGUGCUAGCCCCAUGUCAGUGGAGACUACAGAGACUAGCCCCUCAACUCAACCAGCUAUCCCUGGAACACUAACAGACAGCUACUCUGCACAAACAAUCGCCCCCUUGGCACCACCUGUUAGGUCCUCAACACAACCAGCUAGCCCCUCAGCAGUACUGGCUACAUCCAUCCACCCCAUCUCAUGUCAGGGUACGGAGAUAGUAGAUGUCGACCAGAACAAGCAUUUUAUUCAGUCAGAAACUAGUCACGGCCAUCCUAACUUUUCUCUGGACAGUAGAGUUCAUACUAGCCCUACUCAUGCUUGCCCAGUCAGCACAGAAGCUAACAGUGCGUACAGUCUAAUGGACUCCACACAUGUUCAAGAGAGAACUGGUCCCUUUGUUUGUAGCUCUUCAGAGCUCGCACAGACUCAUUCAAGUCAAAGUUCCAAACAUCCUGGUCAGUCAAAUCCCUCACAUGUCCAAACUACCUGCAGUCCUCCUUCUUCUCGGAGUCCUUCUCCAGUACAGACAAGCCUCCUGCAUACUAGCUUUAGUCCUCCACACUGUAGGCCAACAGAUUUUAGCCCAGCUGGUAGUUCUGUGAGCCACAGUUCUAGCAUUACUGAUGUUAAUGUCAGCCACAGUCCCCUGAGGUCUAGUCCUGCUGGUCAAGCUGGUCCUGUUCACAUACAAAGCACCUGUAGUAGUGCCCACUCUGGCCCAGUCCAAAGUUGGACUCCCUCAUUAGCUAGCACGACAUCCAGCAGCCCUGCACAUGCUACUGUAUCGUGUGUUAGCCCACCUCACAGUCCAGCUCAGGCAAGGUAUCGUAGCCCCCAUUACAGCCAAGCUCCCGACACUGGAACCAGUUCUGGCCUGACUGUGGCGCAGCUGAGCCCCUCUUUGACGAGUUCAGGUCUUGAUGUGGACAUGUUGGCCAGUUGUUUAAAACAAAGCUCUGUUGUUCCCAGAGUGGUUCAGCUUGAUUCUGGUCUUGUUGAACCUACAGACAGUAUUAUUCAGAUGAGCCAUACACCUGCCAGUUCCCUACCUGAUGACUCAUCUGCUGUUAGUCCCAACCAGGCUAGUCUGAGCCGGGUAAGCCAGUCCCCGGCUAGUCCUCUCCCUACCCCCUACAGGUCUGCAGUUAAAAGCCAACAAAACACUGCUGAAGGAAGCCCCUUGUUUCGAAGACCAGCGUCCCCUGUUGAUGCUACUUCCGCUCUGGCUACUCCGAGCCAUGCGAGCCCUGUCCAUACGAGUCCCACUCAGGAUUACACUGCGAUGCCUAGCACUAGCCCCAUUAGUGAAACACCCUCACAAUUUAGCCCUCCUCAGACACUCUCUCCUUGUGCUCCACUAGCUAGCUCUGUGCACAGUAAUCCAGUUUCUAGUCUGGUUUGUGGCCCUAGUCCUACCAGCCCUGUGCAGCCAGAGGCUAGUCCCAGUCCUGGACCAGGUAGCCCUCUGCGGUGUGAGGCUACCCCUGGUCCCCAUUCAGUUAGUCCUGUUCUUGCUACCCAUGGGCAGUCUGAAACUAGCCUUAGUCCUGGUCUUACUAGGCCUGUGCAGCCUGAUGCUGGUCCUGGUUUUGGAGGCCCCUCUGUUUCCAGCCCCCAGCAACACACCACAGAGAGCGAGUCUUCAGUCCCUGUGGAUGUCGGCGAGGUGGAGGAGCAGGAGAAGAACACUGAAGAAGAGAAGCCUGACCAGACAAUAAAGGAGAGUCCAGAGGAUGGAGGAGAACUAGACCACGAGGAGGAGGAUCAGCAUAGCAGCUCAGACUGUCCCCCUUCAGGAGUCCAGCUGGGAUCGGUCCUGAAUGAAGACUUCAUCCCUCCUCUCUCCACACCACACUCUGCCUUACCCCUCUCCUCCCCUCCUAGAGCUGGCUCUCUGGAGGUCCCCCCCCACAGAUCGGCCUUACUCCCCUCCUGCCCCCCUCAUGCCCUGACUCCUCCCUCCCUUCCUCUGGAGGAGGAGUCUACCUAUCAGAGUGAAGCCCUGGUGGAGGAGGCGGGGCUAGAGGACAACUCUCUUUUCUGUCAUGUGACAUCAGCAGAUGAUGACAGCCAAUCACAGAGUCCGUUUGAACCUGCCAAAGAUGAGCACCAAUCACAUGCUGAGCCUUCAGGAAGGGAGGAGGAGCCAAUAGCUACAGACGUUGCCACUUCAGAGGAGGUUGCUGGGCAACAGCCAAUGAGGGAGAAGCAGGAUGCAGAAGAGAAGGAACAAGGAAAGGAUGCGACUGGUAGGAUGGAGAGAGAGAGCGCCGAGCAGGAGGACCAAUCGGAUGAGGAGGAGGAGGAGUCUGUGAGCCCUGUGCUGGAACUGGACUUAGACAUUGAGGCGAUGGCCCUGAUGACCUCCUCGUCUCCUCCUCCCUCCCUCCUACAUCUCUCCUCCUUUAGCCCUCCUCCCUUUUCCCAUUCUCGGACUCUCAGACCUCCUCCCUGCUCCUCCCGACCUUCAGACGACCUCUCCAUCCGUCUGAGACAGUCUCCCUUCUCCACUGAGGCCUCCCCCGAGACCUCUCCCGCCAGAUCUCCUGUAACUCUGCCUCCUCUCUCACCCCCCUCCACUCCUCUCCGGUACUCCCCCCCUGACAGGGAGUCUUCACCUGUUUCAAAGGCUCCUCCCAUCACUGUGCUCCCCCUCACUCCUAAGAUAGGAAUGGGUAAACCAGCGAUCUCUAAGAGGAAGUUCUCUCCGGGCAGAGCCAGAGUCAGACAGGGUUCAUGGUGGAGGAGUCGUCGGGCGGUCAGCCCCCCCUCGUCCUCCCAGGAUUCCAUAGGAGAGGACAGCUUUACACUCCGGCCACCAGACCCCCCCCUCUGGAGCAUGAAAGUGGGUCGUGGUUCAGGGUUUCCAGGGAGGAGGAGAUCCAGAGGAGGUCUAGGAGGAGGAAGAGGAGGAAGAGGAAGGAGUCGACUGAAGACUCAGGACUGUCUGACUGUGUCACCGGGAUGUGUGUAUGUGGAGCCAUUCCAGCCAAAGGAGGAAGAGGAGAACUCGAUGCACAACACUGUGGUGAUGUUCUCCACCUCGGACCACUUCACCCUCAGACAGGACAUGUGUGUGGUGUGUGGGAGCUUCGGUCAGGGAGCUGAAGGAAGACUGUUGGCCUGUUCUCAGUGUGGACAGUGUUACCAUCCGUACUGUGUGAACGUCAAGAUCACGCGGGUGGUGCUGACCAAAGGGUGGCGCUGUCUGGAGUGUACAGUGUGUGAGACGUGUGGAGAGGCCAGUGACCCCGGGAGACUGUUGCUAUGUGACGACUGUGACAUCAGCUACCACACCUACUGCCUGGACCCGCCCCUUCAGACGGUCCCUAAGGGGGCCUGGAAGUGCAAGUGGUGUGUGUGGUGUGUAAGGUGUGGCUCCGCCUCCCCCGGGCUGCACUGUGAUUGGCAGCAUAACUACAGUCGCUGUGGACCGUGUGCCAGUCUGAACCGCUGUCCUCUCUGUCAGAGACAUUACACACAAGACGAGCUGAUACUGCAGUGUCAGCAGUGUGACAGGUGGGUCCACGCUGUGUGUCAGGGCUUGAACACUGAAGAUGAGGUGGAGGCUUUUGCUGACGAAGGCUUCGACUGCCAGCUGUGCCAAACACACAGCCGCAGCUGCCACGGGAGCUCAGACCGGUUGGAGACCCCUUUCAUGGCUCAGAUCAUCUCCAGGAUCAGAGAACCAGAAGUGAAGACGUACACUCAGGACGGAGUCUGUCUGACAGAGUCGGGUCUCUCUCACCUGCAGUCUCUGGUGGAGCCUCUGACGUCACCGCGCAGCUACCGCAGGUGUAAACCUAAACUGAAGCUGAGGAUCAUCAAUCAGAACAGUGUGUCUGUGAUGCAAACUACACCUGAGCCCUGUAAGGACCCUAGCAGAGGUGACUUUGAAUGUGAGAUGAAAUCUGACUCCAGUCCUGAGAGAGACCACGACCAUGAUGUCACAAAGGAGUCUGAGGUUACCGAAUGCAACAAGAAGAGGAAGAGGAAACCCUACAGACCAGGUAUCGGUGGGUUCAUGGUGCGUCAGCGUGGAGGGAAAGUCGGUCCGAGCAGAAUCAAACUGAGCAGAAAUGAUUCGACAGAGAGGAUUCUGGGAGAUGAAGGCCUUCCAGGUGCAGAUGUUUCCAUGGAGACGGUGUUACCUGCUGAGCAGACAAUGGAGAAAGUGAAGAAGAGGUACAGAAAGAAGAAGACCAAGCUAGAGGAAGAGUUCCCUUGUUAUCUCCAGGAGGCGUUCUUUGGUCGCGUCCUUCUGGAUGUGAGCCGCCUGGCAGACAGGAAGCAGGGGGCGGAGACGCCAGGUGCCAGCCAAUCAGAAGCAGCGACCGGUGACGUGAAAAGCCCCGCCCCUGUAUUACAUGGCCCCUCCCCCUCGGGCCUUCCGCUUGGCACCGUGGCAACCAACGCCAUCAAGAAGCAGCAACUGCGUCACUUCCAGGAGGAGCGCUCCCUCUCUCCGUUUGGUAGGACUUCUUCUCCUUCUUCUUCUGCUUCUUCUUCUUCUCUUGUAGAUAUCACUGCUUCUUCUUCUUCUCCUGUAGAUAUCACUCACUAUUUCUUCUUCUUCUCUUGUAGAUAUCACUGCUUCUUCUUCUUCUUCUUCUCCUGUAGAUAUCACUGACUGCUUAUUCUUCUCUUGUAGAUAUCACUGCUUCUUCU